This is a messenger RNA of Exaiptasia diaphana, 1592 nucleotides long. RefSeq lists its product as uncharacterized. The transcript has a single exon. Bases 6 to 1592 code for a protein of 528 amino acids. The record is from RefSeq and is a predicted model, not a curated record. NCBI's taxonomy places the organism in Eukaryota, Metazoa, Cnidaria, Anthozoa, Actiniaria, Aiptasiidae.
AAUCCAUGUCCAGAAUUGAAUCCCGCUAUUCGAACUGCGGAAUUCUGAUUGCUGGUGAUUUCAACAGGCUGGAUACUUCUAGAUUUAAAAACGCCUUCAAACUACAACAAAUUGUUAAAUUCCAUACCAGAGGAAAWAGGACCUUAGAUCUCAUUCUAACCAAUUUGAAAGAUUUCUAUGAGGAGCCUAUUAAACGCCCAGCUUUUGGCCUGUCCGACCAUGCAACUGUAGAACUACAGCCCUUGUCUCGCUGCAAAACACAGUCAUCAAACCGAACAAUCAUCACGAGAGAUCAACGAGAGAGUAACAGGGGUGCUCUAACCUCCUAUUUGAAAUCAGUAAACAUCAAAGAUCUCGUAGAAGGCAAGGAWUCGUGCGAAGAGAAGGUACAGAUACUAGAGGAGGUUAUCAUUACUGGAAUGGACACAAUUAUGCCCAUSARAGAAAAGAAGGUGUCUAUYAACGAGCCGCCAUGGGUGAACAACUCCUUGAAAUCACUCAUCCGUCGUCGCCAAAAGGCCUUGGCUARAGACAAUACGUCUGAAUACAAUCKGCUAAGGAACAAAGUAAAYCGYGUCAGGAAAGCAUGUCGUGGUAAAUACUACAAUGGGAAAGUUAAAGAUCUGAAGAACUGCAAUCCCGCGCUCUGGUGGAAGGAAGUUAAAAAACUGAGUGGUUUCGCUAAGGCUGAACGGGCGAGUCCUUUGGAUGAUCUGCGACAUCUUGCUACUGAAGGGGAAAGCCCGAAGCGCCUCGCCGGUAUAAUCAAUGAUGCCUUUCUGUCACCAAUGACCAUCUUUAAUCCUCUGACUUCUCCAGAUCAGCCCGCAGACGYCAACUUACUCUCACCGGGAUCUCUUUCUGGACUUGUCACCGAGUWCUCURUUCUUAAGAAAUUACUGGCGCUCAAUUCCAACAAAGCGCCAGGGCCUGACGGCAUACCAUCUUGGCUUCUAAAGGAAAAUGCGGAUUUACUAGCGGCACCCGUAGCAGAUAUUUUGAACUCCUCCUUUCGGGAACGUCGUCUACCAAGUUCUUGGAAAAAAGCCAAURUUACRCCUCUCCCAAAGACGUCACACGUAACAGAUAUAAAUAAACACUUAAGRCCAAUCUCCUUAACACCAAUUCUUGCGAAGGUGGCUGAGGAUUUUGUCGUCRAAGGAUAUGUCAAACCUGCUGUAUUGGAGAAAAUCGAYCCGAAUCAAUUCGGGACUGUACCCAAUUCCUCGACCGUUCAUGCACUUGUCAGCAUGUUGCAUAGCUGGUAUAAGAACACUGAUGGGAAUGGUUCCACCGUACGUGUGGUUCUGUUUGACUUUAAGAAGGCCUUUGAUCUGAUUGAUCAUCGGAUCCUCCUCAACAAACUAGCUCAGUAUAAUUUACCCUCUUGGACUGUCCAGUGGAUUGCAGAUUUUCUCACAAACCGAGAACAAAGAGUUAAGUUAUCUCARGAUUGUUACUCUGAGUGGAAGAGUGUUCCAGCCGGUGUCCCCCAAGGGACCAAACUCGGCCCUUGGYUGUUCGUAAUCAUGAUCAACGACCUAUAUGUUGGACGCGCUAAUUUUUGGAAGUACCACAGCAUGAAAAAAUAG